AGCCCCCCGCUUGCUUCACAGAGAGGCUGACAGAAGAGGAGAGCCCAGUUCUGACACAAUGCUUAAGAAUCAUCAUCAUGACCACAAGCACAAAGUAGAAGCCAUGAUUAAGAACAUUAAUACAAUUUCUUUGGAGAUGAAGAAGAUGAAAGAGCUCUCCCAUAUCCUGCUGUGUGACCUCAACCUUCAUUUUGGCCAGCCCAAGAAGACUGAGGACCCCAAGGAAGCAGAAACAAGCCACCCAUUUGAAGAGCCUGAGAUACCAGAUGUAGCCCUUGCUUCUAUCAGUUUAUCUGACUGAAUUUUUUUUUUUUUUUUGUAUUUGUUUUAAAUUCCUGGUUUCGUUGACUUAAAAAUCUGGAAGAACUAAGUUUAUUAGUAUAACUUAAAACUAUAUAAAAUUAUA
Onychomys torridus (southern grasshopper mouse) is the source of this 406-nucleotide messenger RNA. It is a transcript of the gene C8H5orf58, whose product is annotated as chromosome 8 C5orf58 homolog. The record is from RefSeq and is a predicted model, not a curated record. Lineage: Eukaryota; Metazoa; Chordata; Mammalia; Rodentia; Cricetidae. Bases 59 to 301 code for a protein of 80 amino acids. The transcript has 3 exons.